AUGAAGCAGCAGCAAGGUCUCGGAAAAUUGAAAGACAAACAAAUAAAAUUCCAUAUCGACGAAAAUGUUGUGCCGUCAAGCCAGCCGGUUAGACGGAUCCCGUUCCACGUUCGUAAGCUAGUCGAACAAGAGCUCAAUCGGUUAGAGGAGCUGGACGUCAUCGAGAAAGUCGACGGUCCAACGCCGUGGGUGUCAAACCUAGUGGUAGCUCCAAAGCCGAAUGCAACCAAGGAAAUUCGUCUAUGUGUCGAUAUGCGCAAAGCCAAUCUUGCACUAAAACGAGAACGUCAUGUGACGCCAACUAUCGACGACAUAGUAUCAGAAUUAAACGGCUCAACGGUGUUCUCUAAGGUUGAUCUGUACAAGGGAUUCCACCAGCUGGAACUCUCCGAAGAAUCAAGAAAUAUGACAGUGUUUGCUAGCCAUGUAGACCUACGGCGCUACAAACGUCUCAACUUUGGAGUAAGCGUUGCGCCAGAAAUAUUUCAGAACGAAAUCCAACAGGCUCUUCAAGUACAACCUGAUGGAUUGUGUGAUCUAAAGUACUUCCAAAAGUUCCCAGCUAACAUAACUGUGCCCAACGAUUGGAAAUGA
This is a messenger RNA of Dreissena polymorpha, 594 nucleotides long. RefSeq lists its product as uncharacterized. Bases 1 to 594 code for a protein of 197 amino acids. The transcript is spliced from 3 exons. NCBI's taxonomy places the organism in Eukaryota, Metazoa, Mollusca, Bivalvia, Myida, Dreissenidae. The record is from RefSeq and is a predicted model, not a curated record.